Molecule: messenger RNA, 1382 nt
Organism: Blastomyces dermatitidis ER-3
Lineage: Eukaryota; Fungi; Ascomycota; Eurotiomycetes; Onygenales; Ajellomycetaceae
Exons: 2
Coding region: 707-1039 (110 amino acids)
Source: RefSeq, a predicted model, not a curated record
UUUUGGAGCAACACAGCUGUUGCAUUUUUCAAUAAUAAUUGUGUUUCGAUCCCAUCCUUCUCACCAUUCUCCAAUCCACGUGACCGUUGGCGUGGCUUUGGCUUUGCUGUUGGGGCAACACCAGCACCAGCAUGGGCUCAUAUCAGUGUUAGCAUUUUAUUUUCUCCUUCAUUGAUUCCGUUCCUCAAAGGACUCAUCCGCUAGAAGAAGAUCGGUGGCUUGUAGUGCUAAAAAUAUAAAAACAAGUCUAGCCAUUCAGCCUCGGAACUGUAGAUUCCUCAGUUCUCGAUAUGGAUGAACAAGGGAAGCGGUGAGCUCUGGAGUCAUGUUCAUUGGUGACAAGAUGAAGGCCCGUGGAAACACGAGGUUUCUGCACUAGAAUAUUUGACAACGGAGGUCCGCUGCCAAAUCUUCGCACAUUUCAAACCCCAAGUUCGUGAUAGUGGAUUCCUCAACAGCAGAGCCUCGCCGUGUAAGAUAUGAGCUCUCUGACCGAAGGCUUGAGAAGGAUUGACUCUCUCCGAUAGUGCUGGAACUAAACGAACCCCAUACGUUCUAAAAAUCGAAGAGUUGGAGUCUGGAGCGAUCUCAUGGAUAUUUAAACAGGGUGGAAUCAGCCUUCAAUUUAAAGCAACCGCCUUCAAAAUAUCAAUUUCCCAGAUUCGCAUACCUAUAUCCCUCGAGAUAAAUCGGGUCUUCAUCCAGCAUGAGUGCUGCAUAUCUUCGGACGCAAAUUCUUGCAAAUGCCAAAUUCCUCUAUGGCCCAGAGAAGAAGUUUGAGAUCAUAACCGGGCUCGUGUUCCUCGGCAUGUACGGAAACAUUCAAGCAAGCAAUGCAAUUCUUGUAACGACAGACGCGGACGCUGGAACCUUCCGAACGCACCUUGUUGGUACUCCCAAGGAGCAUAUCGAUGACGCGAUGAUGGAGCUGCAUAAUGAGGUCACGAAGAAGAUUUAUGAGAAGUUGUCUGUGGGUUUGGACGAAAAUGCCGCGAUAGAGGCUGGAGAGACAGUUAUUGAAGGGACGCUGGAUUGGUGAGAGGCCUGCAGGAUGACAUGGGGAUAGUUGGUUUGAUGGGAUUUCAACCCAAGCAUGAUCCGUAAAAACGGCUUUAGCUUUCAAUAAAAUGAUUAACACAAGCUGAUUUCGAAGUCCCUUAUGUCAACUGUUCUUGACAUUCGCAUGCAAACCCAACAUUGUUGGCCAAGUAAAAUGCAAAGAUUUGGGCCUUUUCAUGAUAAUCUACUCCCUGAUCCGUUGAUAUUUUCAGUCAAUUUCCCACCAAGUCAUUGUGGGGAGGGGAGGCUUCAAAACAAUCCCUCAAGGCUAGGGCGGUGGUUCGCGGCCCCAUUAACUGCCAAUGGCCGGGAAACCACGGCAA